GCCCGGACACCCGGCUCCCGUCCCAGCCUGAGCCCGCCUCCCAGGCGACCCUCAGACCGGCUGGGCCGCGCGGGCCCCCGCCCGGGAGCACCAUGUUCCCUCGCCCGCUGACCCCGCUGGCGGCCCCAAAUGGCGCCGAGCCCCUGGGCCGGGCGCUGAGGCGGGCCCCACUGGGCAGGGCCCGGGCCGGGCUGGGGGGGCCGCCCCUGCUACUGCCGUCCAUGCUGAUGUUCGCGGUGAUCGUGGCCUCCAGCGGGCUGCUGCUCAUGAUUGAGCGGGGCAUCUUGGCCGAGAUGAAGCCCCUUCCCCUGCACCCCCCCAGCCGCGAGGGCGCGCCCUGGCGCGGGACGGGCCCGGGGCCUGGGAGGCUGACCGUGGACGCCGCGGACUCGGACUUGCAGGUGCGGCAGGACGUCCAGAACCGCACCUUGCGAGCCGUGUGCGGACAGCGGGGCAUGCCCCGGGACCCCUGGGACCUGCCGGUGGGGCAGCGGCGCACCCUGCUGCGCCACAUCCUCGUGAGUGACCGCUACCGCUUCCUCUACUGCUACGUCCCCAAGGUGGCCUGCUCCAACUGGAAGCGGGUGCUGAAGGUGCUGGCAGGGGUCCUGGACAGCGUGGACGUCCGCCUCAAGAUGGACCACCGCAGUGACCUGGUGUUCCUGGCUGACCUACGGCCGGAGGAAAUCCGCUACCGCCUGCAGCACUACUUCAAGUUCCUGUUUGUGCGGGACCCCUUGGAGCGCCUCCUUUCUGCUUACCGCAACAAGUUUGGCGAGAUCCGAGAGUACCAGCAGCGCUAUGGGGCUGAGAUUGUGAGGCGUUACAGGGCCGGAGCUGGGCCUAGCCCUGCGGGAGACGAUGUCACCUUCCCGGAGUUCUUGCAAUACCUGGUGGACGAGGACCCUGAGCACAUGAACGAGCACUGGAUGCCCGUGUACCACCUGUGCCAGCCUUGUGCUGUGCACUACGACUUUGUGGGCUCCUACGAGAGGCUGGAGGCCGAUGCCAACCAGGUGCUAGAGUGGGUGCGGGCACCACCCCAUGUCCGAUUCCCCACACGCCAAGCCUGGUACCGGCCAGCCAGCCCUGAGAGCUUGCACUACCACCUGUGCAGUGCCCCACGGGCUCUGCUGCAGGAUGUGCUGCCGAAGUAUAUCCUGGACUUCUCCCUCUUUGCCUACCCUCUGCCUAAUGUCACCAAGGAGGCCUGUCACCAGUGAGCGUGGGUACGGGGCUAGCAGCCAGUGGGGACUGGUUUCAAUAGUGACAGUUUCUUGUGCUGAGAAACCCUAGCUCUGAGGCUUGGGGUUUCUCCAGAUGCCCAGAUGGCAGGGACUGCUCUUAGAAGUUCCUUGCCCAGGGUAGGUGCCCACAGUGGAUCAGAGGACAGGGCUGGGCAAAAAGCCUGGUGCACCUUAUUGGGUGGCCUCUUGGGGCUGGUGUGAUUCUUCUUGCCCUGGCAGGGCUAGACACUAGUUUGCCAAUGAAGCAAUGCACCUGCUCUAAAGACUGGCUCCAGGCCCCAGGCCGCAGGGCUUGUGCAGUCCACUUGGUCUACCUGUGGCCAAACCCAUAAAAGCAAACCCAUAGGUGGCCCUAAUUAGAAGCACAAUCAGAGCCAGGGACCCUAUGGCUUGAUCUCCUAUUCAUCCACCGAUGGUGCUCCUCAGGGCUGAGGUCAGCACUAGUGCCUUAUAAAUGCCUAUUCUGCCCUCCUGCUCCAGACUCAGAAUUUCCUGCAUCUGCCAGGUUCAUUCCAUUUUUCCAUGGAAAGAAAAACAGGCAAGGCUGUUGCCUGGUAGCUUCAGGAGCCAGUCCUGCAGGCAUCCAAAGACCCCUCUGUCCCACUCUUCCCAGGUCUCUGAAACCCUUCUCCCUAACUCCCCUACCCCACAAGGCCUUUGAGAGUAACUGUGGCUGGUACAUCUGACUGCCACUUUUCUGAUGCAUUUAUUUAAAAUUUGUACUUUUUGGUAGAACGUUUGUGAGGGCUUUUUUGUCUUAAUAGCUGGAUUUUUAAUAAAGCUGUUUUGUAUACAAA
Loxodonta africana (African savanna elephant) is the source of this 2044-nucleotide messenger RNA. RefSeq names its product carbohydrate sulfotransferase 14 (gene CHST14). The transcript has a single exon. NCBI's taxonomy places the organism in Eukaryota, Metazoa, Chordata, Mammalia, Proboscidea, Elephantidae. The record is from RefSeq and is a predicted model, not a curated record. Gene Ontology annotation, molecular function: sulfotransferase activity. Gene Ontology annotation, cellular component: membrane. The coding region runs from base 93 to 1223 and encodes 376 amino acids. Gene Ontology annotation, biological process: carbohydrate biosynthetic process; dermatan sulfate proteoglycan metabolic process.